Racocetra persica is the source of this 823-nucleotide messenger RNA. NCBI's taxonomy places the organism in Eukaryota, Fungi, Glomeromycota, Glomeromycetes, Diversisporales, Gigasporaceae. The record is from the annotation of a GenBank genome assembly.
AUGAUUUCAGAUAGUUUGAAACCUUGGCUUGAAAAUGAACAGCGAAAAUUUGAAUCUUUUACCGAAGAGAAUUUUCGGGAUUUUUCGAAAGCAUGUCAACAAGAAGUUGACUGGCUAAAAAAUUAUUUACGUGACAUUAUUGUUCGUUCAAAAAAACUCGAGACAAUAAAUUCGGACACUCGCGAUAAUAUUGGAAGUGCUACUAUUUCUAAAGAACGACUUAAAGUACAGCAUAGAACUAUGAAUGUUCCAAACUCAAAUAUUCCGCAAAAUUCACAAAAGGUGGUUCCAAAACGUCUCGUAAAAACAAAACCUGAGAUUAAGUCACUGGUGCGAGCCGCUGCUAUAAAAAAAGAACAAGAAGAACACGAAAAAAAAACGGCUGCAAAAGAAUGGGAAACAAAACGUUUGGCCGCUUCGCAACGUAGGCAAGAGGAGCAACAAAAACGCUUGCAAAUUGCCAAACAACGUGAAGAAGAAUGGAAAAGAAAAGCAAACCUUAUUACUGAUACAAAAAAAAAGGAGGAAAAAAAACGAAUAGAUCAAAGUUUGCAGAAGCCAUUCGAUAUCAAAAAAAAGAAAGAUGUAGAUUUAAAUCAAAACAAGCCCGCUCCACAUGAAAAAAAUUUGACAUCAUCAGUUACAAUAGAAGAUUCACAAAGCGAAGAUAGCGAGGAUGAUGAUAGUUUUGUGGAAGUGGCUAAAUACAAAGAUAUACGUCCAAGCUGGUGUCAACCUCAUAAUAUAAGGGCUGCUUUAAUACGUCAAGCUUCUAUUGAUCCGGAGACUAUUUUUGGCAGCAUACAACCGUUGGAUAUGAGUG